UCAAUUUGUUCACAGAAUUUGACAUCCCAAAGCACCGCCACAAAAGGCACCAUCAUCAGCAGAAAAGACAGCAGAGAAAAGAAGAGGGGGGAAAUGAUGCUAAGAAGUUCUUCAACUCCCCUUCUUGGAUCACUCAUAUCUUCCAUAGCUGCUGAUAGUCCUAACAGCAACAGUCACUACUAUGAAACAGGCAGCCCUUUCAGACACCACCCAUCAAGCUCCUUUCAUGGCCGCACUCACCACAACAGGCUCUCAUUUCAUCCCUCUCCAGGCUCACUGCACCUCUCUACAGCAGUUUAUUGUGGCUCUUCCCCUAUAUCUCCUUCCGUUGUUGAUCAGUUUUCUGAUUUUGAACUCAAAGGCUUUCGCCGAGCUCAAUCCGAAGGGAACUUGGAAGGACUUGUCCAUUCAGCUUACGAUGGCAGUGGGGAAUUCUAUCAUCGGAACCAACCCAAGAAGCUUUCUGCAAGAAACAAUUGCUUUAUGUUGGAAACCAUCCCUUCCUUUUCGAUUUAUAAUUCAGGGGCGAGGUGCGAGGAAGAAGACGAGAGUGAUUUCGAAGAAGAAGAAGAAAAAGAAAAAGAGGAAUUUCAGUUAAAAGAAAAUGAAGAAAUGGUAAUUGCUGCUGUCAAGGGUAGUAGCCAUGGAUUCAACUCAAUCAGUUUGGACAAUCUGUUGUUGAAUGAGCAGGUUAAAGUUAUCGAUGAAAAAGGAUUGGUGGGUCAAGAAAUGUUUCUUCCUACAGGGAUACAGACAGCCACGGAUGGCGGUAACAGAAGCGGUAUCAGUGGUGGAUAUGGUAACAGAAGCGGUGGGUUUAACUCAGCAGGCUCUAACGGAGAUGGUGAAGUCGAGGAGUACUACAAGAGAAUGGUGGAGGAAAAUCCAGGGAACCCUUUGUUUUUGGAGAACUAUGCUCAGUUUCUGUACCAGUCAAAGAGAGACCUAGAAGGAGCAGAAGAGUAUUACGGUCGAGCCAUUUUAGCAGAUCCAAAAGACGGUGGAACUCUGUCACAAUAUGCCAAGUUAGUGUGGGAGCUACAUGGUGAUGAAGAAAGAGCUUCAAGCUACUUCGAACGAGCAGUUCAAGCCUCACCACAAGACAGCCAUGUUCAUGCAGCUUAUGCUACUUUCCUAUGGGAAACUGAGGAGGGCGGAAAUGAAUGUGCAGCGCCUGGCGAUCUUGAUGCCAUUCCCUCACGAAUUCAUCAGGGAACCUUGGCAAGAGCUUAAGCAACCUGCAAAUGUACAAUAAGGAAUAAUUG
Hibiscus syriacus is the source of this 1265-nucleotide messenger RNA. RefSeq lists its product as uncharacterized. Gene Ontology annotation, molecular function: protein binding. The record is from RefSeq and is a predicted model, not a curated record. Bases 94 to 1233 code for a protein of 379 amino acids. Gene Ontology annotation, biological process: RNA processing. Lineage: Eukaryota; Viridiplantae; Streptophyta; Magnoliopsida; Malvales; Malvaceae. The transcript has 3 exons.